CGAACUCGAGCGGCCCGGGCUCGUGCGAAACAUGGCGGCCGUGCGGGAACGGAACAGCAGCAGGGCCAUAUGAAGGGAGAGGAAGAUUUUCCUGAAGAUGAGGCGAUUGAAUCGGAAGAAAACUUUAAAUUUGGUGAAAGAGUUGGAUGCCUUUCCAAAAGUUCCUGACAGCUAUGUAGAGACAUCUGCCAGUGGGGGUACAGUUUCUCUAAUAGCAUUUACCACUAUGGCUUUAUUAACCAUAAUGGAAUUUUCAGUAUAUCAAGAAACAAGGAUGAAGUAUGAAUAUGAAGUAGACAAAGACUUUUCUAGCAAAUUGAGGAUCAACAUAGACAUCACUGUGGCCAUGAAGUGUCAGUAUAUUGGAGCAGAUGUAUUGGACUUAGCAGAAACAAUGGUUGCAUCUGCAGAUGGUCUAGUUUAUGAACCUGCAAUAUUUGAACUUUCUCCACAGCAAAAAGAGUGGCAGAGGAUGCUGCAGCUCAUUCAAAGCAGAUUGCAGGAGGAACAUUCACUUCAAGAUGUGAUUUUUAAAAGUGCUUUUAAGAGUGCGUCGACAGCACUCCCACCGAGGGAAGAUGAUUCCUCAGAAUCCCCAGAUGCUUGCAGAAUUCAUGGCCAUCUGUAUGUCAACAAAGUUGCCGGCAACUUCCACAUAACUGUGGGCAAGGCAAUUCCACACCCCCGGGGCCAUGCACACUUGGCUGCACUUGUCAACCAUGACUCUUACAACUUUUCUCACAGAAUAGAUCAUUUGUCGUUUGGAGAGCUUGUCCCAGGAAUUAUCAAUCCUCUGGAUGGAACUGAAAAAUUCGCUGUGGAUCACAACCAGAUGUUCCAGUAUUUUAUUACAGUUGUGCCAACAAAGCUCCACACAUACAAAAUUUCAGCAGAUACCCAUCAAUUUUCCGUGACAGAAAGAGAGCGUGUCAUCAACCAUGCAGCGGGCAGCCAUGGAGUCUCUGGCAUCUUCAUGAAGUACGACCUGAGCUCACUCAUGGUCACUGUGACGGAGGAGCACAUGCCCUUCUGGCAGUUCUUUGUGAGGCUGUGCGGGAUCGUCGGAGGGAUCUUCUCCACCACAGGUAUGUUACAUGGAAUUGGAAAAUUUAUAGUUGAAUUAAUUUACUGUCGUUUCAGAGCUGGAUCCUACAAACCUAUCACAUCUGUACCCUAUGAGGAUGGCCACACAGACAACCACUUACCUCGUUUAGAAAAUAAUACUCAUUAGCAACCUCCCAAGCUGAGGAGAGACACUUUUUGCCUGAGACAAAACCUUUUUUUAAUAAUAAAAUAUUGUGCAAUAUAUUCAAAGGAAGGAAAAUAUGAAUGAGAAACAGGAAUCACACCAGGGGGGAAACACAAACUGAAAUCCCAUGUCUGUUGUGUCUACUACCAGUGCCCUUGAAGGAAAUUAUGCAACUAAUCUAUCAGUGAACAGCCUCUGGAUAACUGCUGGCUUUGAAGUGGGGCCAUCCAGCCGGACCCCAGAACCUUGCUAGUGGCUUAUCGGACUUAUAACUUGUCUGGUGUCAGAACCUGAGGAAAAUAAGGGAAACCCACAGGAAAGUAAAAGGUGUUACUAAGUGCAAAUGUUCCAAUCGAUUUGUUUUUAAAAAUCCUAUGUCAGAAUAAAAUAUGUCAAAACACA
Suncus etruscus (white-toothed pygmy shrew) is the source of this 1651-nucleotide messenger RNA. RefSeq names its product ERGIC and golgi 2 (gene ERGIC2). NCBI's taxonomy places the organism in Eukaryota, Metazoa, Chordata, Mammalia, Eulipotyphla, Soricidae. Gene Ontology annotation, biological process: retrograde vesicle-mediated transport, Golgi to endoplasmic reticulum; endoplasmic reticulum to Golgi vesicle-mediated transport. The transcript has 14 exons. Gene Ontology annotation, cellular component: COPII-coated ER to Golgi transport vesicle; membrane; endoplasmic reticulum. The record is from RefSeq and is a predicted model, not a curated record. The coding region runs from base 98 to 1231 and encodes 377 amino acids.